This is a messenger RNA of Anoplophora glabripennis (Asian longhorned beetle), 1368 nucleotides long. RefSeq lists its product as uncharacterized. The record is from RefSeq and is a predicted model, not a curated record. Bases 1 to 1368 code for a protein of 455 amino acids. NCBI's taxonomy places the organism in Eukaryota, Metazoa, Arthropoda, Insecta, Coleoptera, Cerambycidae. The transcript has a single exon.
AUGUUAGAUGCGGAAACAUUUACUUUACUUACGAGAAAAGGAGUAUUUCCUUAUGACUAUAUAGACUGUGAGGAGAAAUUAAACGAAACAGAACUGCCCGGCAUUGAUAAGUUUUAUAAUAAAUUAAACGAUAGUAACAUAUCCAAUGACGAUUAUGAACAUGCUAAGAGGGUCUGGGCUAAAUUUAAUAUAUCAACUUUAGGACAAUAUUCUGAUUUAUAUAUGAAAACGGACAUUUUACUUUUGGCAGAUGUCUUUGAAAAUUUUAGACAAAAAUGUUUGAAUAUUUAUCAACUGGACCCAGCUAAUUACUAUACACUCCCCGGAUAUACGUGGGACUGUAUGUUAAAAUAUACUAAAAUCGAGCUGGAUUACUUAAAAGACGUGGAUAUGUUGCUGUUUAUGGAUCGCGGCAUCAGAGGCGGCGUUAGUCAAUGCUGUAACCGCUAUGCUGAAGCAAACAACAAGUUUAUGUCUUCUUAUGACUACUCAAAACCAUCAAAGUAUUUAAUGUAUUUUGAUGUAAAUAACCUUUACGGUUGGGCUAUGAGCCAAUACCUUCCAUAUGGUGGGUUCGAGUGGGUAGAUCCCAACAUCGACGUAACGAUGGUAUCUGACACGUCGUCUGAAGGAUACAUCCUCGAAGUUGACUUGGAAUAUCCUGAACAUCUACACGAUGAGCAUAAAGAUUUACCUCUAUGCCCCGAACACCUCACACCUCCAAAUUCAAAAUUACCGAAACUUAUGACAACCUUGUAUCCAAAAUCACGCUAUAUAAUUCAUUAUCGUAAUUUAAAGCAGGCUUUAUCUCUUGGGGUUAAGCUCAUCAAAAUUCAUCGCGUAUUGAAAUUUAAGCAAGCCGACUGGUUGAAGGCCUACAUCGAGUUAAACACCAAACUCCGCGCCCAGUCUACCAACGAGUUUGAAAAAAAUUUAUAUAAACUAUUAAUAAACGCUAUUUUCGGUAAGACGAUGGAGAACAUAAGAAAGCAUCGCAUUAUCAAGUUAAAGAAUCAUUGGGAUGGGCACUGGGGUGCAAAACAUUUUAUAGCUAGCCCAAAUUUCCAUAGUAGCAAAAUUUUUGGUGAAGACCUAGUAGCAAUUGAAUUAAACAAAUCGGAAAUUUGCUUCAACAAGCCCCUAUAUGUUGGCAUGUGUAUUUUGGACAUUUCAAAAACUUGUGUGUACGACUUCCACUACAAUUUCAUGUUAUCAAAAUUAGGUGAUGACUGCAAAUUGCUUUAUACAGACACCGACAGUCUCAUAUAUCAAGUAACCUGCGAUAAUGUUUACGAUUUUUUAAUUCAAAAUUUAGACAAAUUUGAUACUUCAGAUUAUGAGCCUAAUAAUAAAUAUAAUAUACCUUAA